Vespula vulgaris is the source of this 756-nucleotide messenger RNA. Its product is annotated as chymotrypsin-1-like. Bases 1 to 756 code for a protein of 251 amino acids. Gene Ontology annotation, molecular function: serine-type endopeptidase activity. NCBI's taxonomy places the organism in Eukaryota, Metazoa, Arthropoda, Insecta, Hymenoptera, Vespidae. The transcript has 4 exons. Gene Ontology annotation, biological process: proteolysis. The record is from RefSeq and is a predicted model, not a curated record.
AUGGGUCGCUUCUAUUUGGGUCUUUUCGUGCUUGGUGUUCUUGCUAGAGCAUACGCCGAAGCACCCGAACGUAUAGUAGGAGGUAAUCGUGCAGCUCUUGGUGAAUUUCCCUAUCAAGUUUCCCUCAGAAUCUAUAACAAUCACGUAUGCGGUGGAAGUAUCAUCUCUUCGAGACACAUCGUUACUGCAGCUCAUUGUGUUAACGAGUGGCAUCUUCCCAAUCCUCAUUAUACCGUUGUAUCUGGAACUAAUUAUCUUAAUAAUGGUGGUCAAUUUCACAAUGUCACAUCUGUUAUUGUUCAUCCUAAAUACAUAGGUACAUCGCAAACCUCUUGGGUCAACGAUGUCGCUGUGAUUGGGCUAAAAUAUCCCAUGGUUUUCAACAGCUUACAGAAACCUAUUCCAUUGCUUCGCUCGGAAGUACCAAACAAUGGUUUACUUCGUUUGAGUGGAUGGGGUAGAAUUUAUGCGAAAGGUCCAAUUUCUAAUGCAUUAUUGAAGAUCGAUUUGUAUGCUACAAAUAAUAGCUUGUGCCAAAAACAACACACGCUACAGAUCUAUCCAAGUCAUAUUUGCGCAUUUAACCAAAAAGGAAUCGGUGCUUGCCAGGGUGACAGUGGUGGCCCGCUUACUUAUAACGGUAAUCUCGCUGGUAUUGUUUCUUGGGUUAUUCCUUGUGCUCUUGGAAAACCUGAUGUCUUUACCAAAGUUUCUUCUCAUCUUAAUUUCAUUAGAAAUGCCACGCUAUAUUCAUGA